Molecule: messenger RNA, 8075 nt
Organism: Sorex araneus (European shrew)
Lineage: Eukaryota; Metazoa; Chordata; Mammalia; Eulipotyphla; Soricidae
Gene: ICE2
Product: interactor of little elongation complex ELL subunit 2
Exons: 16
Coding region: 2260-5094 (944 amino acids)
Biological process (GO): snRNA transcription by RNA polymerase II; positive regulation of transcription by RNA polymerase III; snRNA transcription by RNA polymerase III
Cellular component (GO): transcription elongation factor complex
Source: RefSeq, a predicted model, not a curated record
UUAUGGCUUAUAAUAUAGGAACAGAAAGGUUGUCAGGUAUAACCCUUUACCUCCUUUCAUCACGCAGUUCUUGUCCAGAGUGAACAUUUCCAACUAUCACUGUCAUUGCUGUCUCUUCUGUAUCCUAAUUGCCCUCUCUUGCCCUCUUGGGGCAAGCUUCCAACCAUGGGCGAGUUCUCCUGGCUCUUGUUUCUACUGUCCUUGAAUACUUCUAUGGAUAUUUAGCUAUGGUGAAUAAUACUGCAGUGAAGAUCUGUUCUUCAGAUAAAUACCCAGAAAUGAAAUGGCUGGAUUAUGUUAAGUCUAAAUCUUGACACAUAAAAAUACAUAAAAGUAACAUUGUGUCAAAUGAUAUGAAACAUCUUAAGGACUUUAUUUAUGAUCAUGUAAUGUUGGAAAAGUCACUUAACAAUCAGGGUCUUCAUUUAUUCAGGAAAGCAAGAGGGUUGAAUUCAUAAUUUUCAGUUUUUCUGGCUCUAAAAUUUCUGAUUCUGUGUUAUCUUAAAACCACACGAACCAAGAUACACCAGAGCAUGCUAUUUGAUGAUAAUCUGGAAUCUCAACAUAAAGUAUGUUGUGAAGAUUUACUGUAACACAUAGUCAUGAGCAAACUCAGCUUGGCAGCAUGCACAAACAAUUGUGAAGGAAUCAUUGAGAAUCAAGCAGGACAUCCCACCCUCCAGGGCUGCAUGCUCUGGAACAGUACUGGACACAUAACACAUCUCCACUACUUUGAUGUCCUAGCACAGACCAUUAACAUUACUAAAAGAAAUGCUACAUGCACCUACAGUGCUAAAUGCAUUCACUGUCUCCUCACUAGUCUCUUGCCUACAACCCGUUCAAUCCAUUGCCAUAAAGGGUUUCCUGACACAUAGAAGCUGUGAUUCUGUCAUUCCUCUGCUUGUAAACUCUCGCCUAGGCAUUUCAUCUCUCAGGUGAUAAAAUCAAAUCCUUCCAAAUUCUUCUCAGGCUUAUAGGGUUGUUGGUUUUUCUGUUUGUUUUUGUUUUGGUGGGCUCUGAUCCAAACUUAUUCUCCCAAACUUCUGUCUUCUACUAGUGUUUAUAGAGCUUGCUACUCCAGGCAAAAUAAAGCCCCCGAAGUUUCAGUAUUUGAAGGCCAUUUUAGAAACAUGAAAGUCUAAUUUUUGUAGGAUAAUUCAUGUUUUCCUGACAGCAUACAAGCUUCUCUGCAUGCAAUGAUAGCCGUGUUCAGCUCUAGGCCUGCGCUGGCCUAGAACGUUAUUUAGUCCCCAUUAUCCAUGGACUUCAAAUUCUUCAAAAAAGUGGAAGUGUCAAGCGCCAGUGUGCAAAUGACACAAGAGGACAAAUAUCUAUCUCUAUUCCAAGUUGCAUUCCGGCCCCACUCUCUUGACCUCACGCCGUCCACCUCCGUCUGUGGUUUACCACUCCUACUCCGAGCUGCACUGCCCUGCUCUGCGGGCACCCGCCGUCCAGGGCUGCGCGCGCAGCGAGCGCCGGGUGCCCGACGAGGGCGAAGGCGUCGCGGCGGCCCUGGAGAAGCUGUGCGCGCAGGCCAGGCCAGGUCCCUCUCAACCGUCCGUUCAGCGCCUUCCUGGCCCCCCGGCGAGCGAGGAGGAAGAAGAGCGCCGCUGCCGCCCCGUCCCGGGUCUUCGCUUCCCGCGCGCACGGCCCACGGCGAGGGGCGGGGCGGCUCCAGCCCCGAGCCUGUGACGUCAUCACGCCGUGCCGCGGCGCGCGGUGGCCCUUAAAGGGGCCGUUCCCGGCGCGCGCGGCGGGGAGGAGUGGGCGGAGCGUGCGCGGCGCGGCCUGGGCCCGGGCCGCCGCGGACGACGAGGUGGGCGGAAGAGGCCGCUGGGAAACCGGACGCCGCCGGGACGCUAGUGUGGGGCGGGACGCGCUGCGGGUGGGGCGAACGGGGCACCUCCCCGCCAGUCCCCUCUCGCCCCGCCGCGGCCUGAGAGGCCCGGACGGACGCCCCCGGGGCUCCGCGCUGCCCUCCCACCGCGCACGCUGUCUGCGGGCGAGGCUGCGGGACCCGGGGCCGGGGGCCACGUGCACUGCGCAGCCGCCGCCGGCCCCUCCCGGCCCUCCCCGGCCCGGACCCCGGCCUGAGCCCGCGCGCGCGUCAGUCCGGGCCGGGGGGCAGCGCGGUCCCGCCCCGCGCGGACAGCCCGGCCCGGCCGCCUCCCGCCCCCUGACGCUCCUGCCCCCCUCCCGUAAUUGCGUGGAUCCUGCGGACACCCGGCCUCCCCUGGCGCGAGUCACACGUGCAGGAGCAUGAGCCCCACGGUGACCAUGGGGGAGCCAAGGCUGAACUGGGAUAUUGCCCCCAAAAAUGGCCUUCAGACAUUUUUCUCUCGAGAAAAUUACAAAGAUCAUUCCAUGGCUCCAAGUUUAAAAGAACUAUAUAUUUUAUCUAACAGACGUAUAGGAGAAAAUCUGAAUGCCUCAGCAAGUUCUGUAGAAAAUGAGCCGGCAGUUAGCUCAGCAACUCAAGCAAAGAAAAAAGUCAAAACCACAGUUGGAAUGGUUCUUCUUCCCAAACCACGAGUCCCUUACCCUCGUUUCUCUCAUUUCUCACAGAGGGAGCAGAGGGCUUAUGUGGACUUGUUGGUUAAAUAUGCAAAAAUUCCUACAAAUUCCAAAGCUGCUGGAAUAAAUAAAAAUGAUUACAUGCAGUUCUUGGAUAUGAAAAAACUUGUGAACCAAGAAGUUACUGAAUUCCUAAAGUUUUUGCAGAAUUCUGCUAAGAAAUGUGCCCAGGAUUAUGAUAUGCUCUCCGAUGAUGCUCGUCUUUUCACAGAGCAAAUUUUAAGAGCUUGUAUUGAGCAAGUGAAAAAGUACCCGGAAUUCUAUACUCUGCAUGAAGUCACCAGUUUAAUGGGAUUCUUCCCAUUCAGAUUGGAGAUGGGAUUAAAGUUAGAAAAAACACUUCUUGCAUUGGGCAGUGUAAAGUUUGUAAAAACAGUGUUUUCCUCAAUGCCUGCAAAACUGCAUCUCUCAAAAGACAGUACGUCUGCCGUUGAAACACCAGAACAAACAGCUGCAGCAGUGCAUGAUGAUAUUAGUAAUGAUCCAAAUGCAGAGAAGCUUGUUUCAAGAUACCAUCCUCAUGUAGCUUUAACUAGUCAGUCAUUGUUUACUUUAUUAAAUAACCAUGGGCCAGACUACAAGGAGCAGUGGGAAAUUCCAGUGUGUAUUCAGCUAAUACCUGUUGCAGGUUCUAAACCAGUUAAAGUUAUUUAUAUUAAUUCCCCACUUCCACGAAAGAAAAUGACAAUGAGAGAGAGAAAUCAGAUCUUCCAUGAAGUUCCAUUAAAAUUCAUGAUGUCCAAAAACACAUCUGUUCCAGUCUCUGCUGUAUUUAUGGACAAACCUGAAGAUUAUGUAUCUGAAUUGGAUGUGUCUUAUGAAGUUAAUGAGAGCCGAAAAAUUGAGACCCUUGAGAAUUUGGAUCUGGAUUUUAAUGAUGAUGUCACCGAACUUGAGACUUUUGGAGUGACCACUACCAAACCUUCUCAGUCGCCAAGCCCAAAAUGCACUAACAUGGCGCCCAGCAGUGCAGACGCUACCCCGGCCCCCACCACAGCACACGCUGCUGUGGCUCCAGGUGCGCCAGACGGUUCUGCUAAUUCUAGGCGUUUGUCUCAGAUCUUGCUGGAGCAGCUGCAGAAGGAGAAACAGCUGGUGACUGGUGUGGAUGGUGGUUCUGAAGAGAGUCAAGAGAAAGACGGGCCAGGGUUUGCCUCCUCUGGUUUGGUGCAGGAUUGUGAUCCCAAAGCCUCUGCUCCCUCGCAGUUAGAAAGCUCUAUGGAAACUGAAAAUGCUAACAAAAGCCAUGUGCUUGCUGACCAGGCUUGUGCCCCGGAGAGACUCGCUAUUCCAGAGCAUGCAGACAGUUCAAAGGAAAAGACCCUCACAUCGAACACGGUGAAACCUGAAGGUGUUGCUUGCAGUAGUGAUACAGAUGAGGAUUGUUUAAUCAUUGACACAGAGUGUCAGAACACUAGCAAUGGAAAGACACCCAAUGCAGACUCUAAUUUAAAUUCUAAAUCGGUGAGUCCAAAUUCUUCCGCAGCACAGUCUUCCGUAGGAAACCAGACGGACUCUACUUGUCCUGAGGAAUCAUGUGUUUUAAAAAAACCUAUCAAACGAGUUUAUAAAAAAUUUGACCCAGUUGGAGAAAUCUUAAAAAUGCAGGAUGAACUCUUGAAACCAAUAUCCAGAAAAGUACCUGAAUUGCCUUUAAUGAAUUUGGAGACUUCUCAGCAGCCUCCUUCUGAGCAGCCCUGUACCCCUUCAGACACCUCAGGGUGGCCAAAAGCUUCCUGGCCUUCUGCAUUCCAGAAGCCAAAAGGACGAUUGCCAUAUGAGCUUCAAGAUUAUGUUGAAGAUACUUCGGAAUAUGUAGCUCCUCAGGAAGGAAAUUUUGUUUACAAGUUAUUCAGCCUGCAGGACAUGUUGUUGCUUGUGCGAUGCAGUGUCCAGAGGAUAGAGACCAGACCACGUUCCAAAAAAAGAAAGAAAAUCAGAAGACAAUUUCCAGUUUACGUAUUACCAAAAGUGGAGUAUCAAGCUUGUUAUGGAGUUGAAGCUCUGACUGAAAGUGAACUUUGUCGCUUAUGGACUGAAAGUUUACUGCAUUCCAACUGCUCGUUCUAUGUUGGACAUAUUGAUGCAUUUACUUCAAAGCUUUUCCUGCUAGAAGAAAUUACCUCAGAAGAGUUAAAAGUAAAGCUUUCAGCUCUCAAGAUUUCAAGUUUAUUUAACAUCCUGCAACACAUUCUAAAGAAAUUAAGUAGCUUGCAGGAGGGCUCCUACUUGCUGUCUCACGCAGCGGAAGACUCCUCACUCCUGAUAUACAAGACGUCUGACGGGAAGCUCACUCGGACUGCUUAUAAUCUGCACAAAACCCACUGCAGCCUUCCUGGGGCGCCCUCCAGCCUCUCGGUGCCCUGGGUGCCCCUGGACCCCAGCCUCCUGCUGCCCUACCAUGUCUUCCACGGGCGGAUCCCUUGCACUUUCCCCCCCAGGCCACUGGAGCCCACAGCACAGCAAAAGACGGGGAGCCUGAAGGCGAGGCCAGCAGCAGCGCCCGGUGAGGAAAAGUAGAUUGAAGGUUGGUGGAACAAGAGUGCCCGCCCGGCGCCGCAGGAAUGCAGUUUCCAUGGGAACCAAAAGCCUGCUUUCUCGGCCAGCUGAAAAUGAAGGGGCAGCUCCCAGUAAAAGAAAGAUGACUUAAGGACUCGACCGUGUAAAGUGAAGAAAAAGCAGUGUAACAGUAUUCACUUCGGAAAAGUUUGAGGGAAAUGUGCCUGAAAGAUCAGUAGACAAGGGGAAUAUUUCAGUGUCCUUGACCCCUCAGAGUGCCUUGAGAAAAGCAUGUUGGCUGCAAAGGAAUGUUUCUCUCGAAUGCAGUGUAUGCUUUUAACACUCAGUGUUGAGGAGGAAGAACCUGGGUUUAACAUUAUCGUGGCAGGGAAAUUUAUAAGGAGAAAAUAUUUUUAUAGUUGAUCUUUUUCAAAAAUGGUUAAUAGGAAAAUGAUUUGCUUUUUUCAAGAGCUAUAUUUAUCAUUAUAUAUUAUGUUAAUAAUUUGAAUUAUGUCUCGAGUCUCUUGAGAUUGGUUCCAAAGGUAAAGAUCUUUCCUCAGUCAGAUGAUUUUGAGCAAUACACACCUUGUUUAUGAACCAUUGUGGCAAGUUUUUAUAUGCUACUUUAGUAUGAUCAUUGUUGCCUCUUAAUAAAAUUAGUAUCUUUAAGACUGUGGUGAAAUUCUCUUGCCGAAGCCAAGAGGUGGAAAACUGCCUUCAUCUGAAACACCUUAAUAGGGCGGAAGUGAGUGUCUGAAGUGGUGGGGGACAAGCCUGGGUUCAGGCCCUGCGCUACACUCCCACAGCCCCACAGGCAGGGUCUGCACAACAAGGAAGAAGUCGAGGCUUCACAGGGCCUCUGGGGGUAUCCAUCAAUUUUUUUUCUUUUAAUUUUUUUAUUGAAUCACCAUGUGAAGUUACAAAGCUUUCAGGCUUAAGUCUCAGUCAUAGAAUGAUCAAACACCCAUCCCUUCACCAGUGCACAUGUUCCACCACCAAGAACCCCAGUAUACCUCCAUCCCACCACUCAGCCCCACCCCUGCCUGUGUGGCUUGUGAUUUUCACUUUUCUUUCUCUUUACUUUGAUUACAUUCAGUAUUUCAACAGGAAACUCACUAUUAUUACUUGGAAUUUUCCCCCAACAAUCAGAUUUGCCAAAAAGGCAGCAUUUGAUAAUUAGUUUUCCAUUGCUGAGAAUGAAGAGAAUACAAGGUCACGCGGCUGCAGUAGCAACCACGCGGUUUUGGAUUUCUGGUAUUUUAGUAACUAAGUCCAGAGAAAUUUCUGCUAGAAAUUACAUCAUUGCAAGCUCGUACCAUUGUUUAGUGGGCCUUAUAAGCUGGUGGUUGCCAUGCCGCCGCCCACCAGGGAAAGAAAAAGCCGAGAGAGAAAAACCUUUCCCCUCACGUGGCGGCAUGGUGCUCUAGCUUAGUUAACAGUCUAGAGGCAUUUCUGCAAGAAGCUGCUGGUGCCGAAAGUAGUGGGCCUCGGGGAUCAUGGGCAUUCAGCAAUGGAGAGGCCACAUGUGUGCGGCCGCUCAGGUCAAAUCUGGGUGGAGAGUGGCACCAGUAACGCCCCCCCAUCCCGAGAUCUCCCAGGAGUCCCAUUGCUGCCUUUUUUUUUUUUUUUAGUGGAUAUUUUUAAGGGACCUAGAUUUGUUGACCAGUAUCUUUUUCUUGCAGUAUAAAUGCUAGCUCAGAUUUGAAAUACAUUCCUAAAAAUAAGAAGAUGAGUGUGUUUAUCUGAAAAAUAACAUUUUUUCAGUUAAAUAUGAGUGAUUAUUCCGUGCCCUUGUCUGUACUGAUUUGAGGUUUCAGGACUUCAGAGAUGAAUCUGGUAUGACGGUAGCCAGUUUGAGCUUUAAAAGGUGUAGGUUCAUUAUUUUUUGUUUUCCUGUUCUUUAUUUUGCUUUUUUAUUUGUUUCUUUGGCACCAUCAACACAUCACUCAGUGUUUGGGGUUGCUCCCAACAGUGCAGGGUGAGCCGAGGUGUGGGUGGGGCAGAGGUUGUGCCUGAGGCCCAGGACUUCCUCGUGCAAGCCUAUGCUUUCUCCCAGCCCCAUUUUCCUGGUCUUCAGUAUGUACUCAUGUGUUCAGAAAUGCGCACAUAAUUUUUUUGGAACUAAAUAUUUAUUUGGGGGACGAUUUAUGUGUUUUGUAUUACUGUUAGAAAUUCUAAAAAUCCCAACUCUUAGAGUGAAAAUUUAGUAUAUUUUCAACUACCAAGUGUUUUGAUUGGGAGAGUUGUCAAUUAUAAAAUAUUUGUGAGUUAUGAUAAAAUUUAUUGUGUAGUUGAAUAUGAAAUUGUUUUUCACCAUGUGAUUCCCUUUUUAAAAUACCGAGGUUUGAUUUUAUUAUUAAUUCUUUUAUUGAUUCACCAUGUGGAAAGUUACAGUAACAGCUGAGAUCUCCUGAUAUCUAAGAUAGUUAGCAUUUCUGCCCUCACCAUCUUUCUCUACCUGCUAUUUUUAUUUGUAUAAUUCUAUACAAUAUUCAUCACUUGUCAGGAUCCCUAGGUACUUGGGGAAAAUAUAUGGAAGGAAUUGAUUUUUCAUGUCUGCUUUUUGUUGCUUUUGUUAACUUUUUUUGGGGGGCCACACUGGUGGGUACUCAAGGGUUACUCCUGGUUCUGCACUCAGAAAUCACUAUUUGUGGGCUCAGAGGUCCAUACGGGAUGCCAGGGAUCUAAUCUGGGUCGGCUACAUGCAAGGGAAGCACCCUACUUGCUAUGUUCACAUCUACUCUUAAAUGUAGUUUGAUAGCUCUGUGACCAGUGAGGGUAUAAAAAAAAAAAAUACCGAGGUUUGGAGCUGGAGAAAUAGCACAGAGAUUAAGAUAUUUGCCUCACAUGCAGCCAGCCCUGGUUUUGUCCCUAGGGCGCAGAACAUCCCUCAGGCACUUGAGCAUAGCCAAGAGUAAACCCUGAGUACUGCAGGGUGGGACCCAAACACCCACCCUUCCCCAAAAGUUAGAAAUAAAGUACUCAGUCUUUUUAUGGGCUCA